CCGUCACUAGUUACUAGAUAAUCCCAAUUUGAAAAUCCAUGAUCAACGAUUUGACUUCACUAUAUUUUUUUUCUUUGAAGCCGAUUUAAGGAACAAUUCGAAGCUAUAGGGGCAUCAGAUUUUUCUUCGUAGAAGUGAACAUUGUGAGCUACUUAAAAGGGUAUCAGAGAAGCCGCAAAAUAUCUAUUGCUUUAUAAUAAAAAAUACUUUUUUAUAAUCUAAGAGUAACUAAAUACAGUUUGGUUUGAAUCAGGUUAAUCAUAGGGUGUUAAAUUAAUACUUGACUUUCUAUUUCUAAAGUUUAUGUGUUAUAUAUACAAAUCGACUUUGAUCGAAGAAAAAAUAGACAAAUUGAAUUUCAUUAUAACUGGAACGUAAUCUUUUAAUUUGAAAUGUGACCUUUUUAUUUCACAGGUAUUAAAUUUGUUAUUUAUUAAGUUCUUUAUUAAUGCAUACAUACUUUUUAAAAUUCCAAUGAAUUAAAAUAAGUAAGUUAACUGAAAGCCAAAAAUUAUUCAAAAAACUAUUUCUGUCAAAGUGAUAAAUAUUCUCAAACAAUUAACAAAAAAAUAGUCAAACCUGCAAAGAGUCACUAAUUAGUAGUUUUAUGAUGUAUGGGAAAAACUUAAACAAACUAACAAACGUUUAGUCAAAAUCUCUAGAGAAUGUAUUACUUUGAUUUAUGGUAGAAGGCUGAAUAACCAUAUUGCAUUACUAUGGUAAGAAAAUUAAAAAAAAGAUAAUAAUUAUGGUAGAGAAUUUAAAACAGAUAUACUAUAUAUAUAUAUAUAUAUAUAUAUAUAUGAGUAACUGACUCAUGAUUUCAUAUGUAUCUUUUCAUCUAACAAUAUAUAAUUGGGACUAAAGUGUGAGUUCAAUAAAGCUUUUUCUAUAAGCUAUUAAGGUACACAUGCAAAUUUUAUAAUAAACCUAAUAACUAAUUAUAAUAGUUCAUACCUAGAUUUUUAUACUGUAUCACUAUCAAUCAUAAAAUAUAUCUAUCUUUGUCAUAAUAUGCUUUUUUGAAAUUUUAUUUUAUUAAUUUACAUUAAAUAAUACAUAUUCCCAUUUUCAUAUUUUCUAAGUUCUCUAAAUAGUAAAAAUUGUAAUCAUAAAAACCUUGUAAUUAUAUGUUUUUAGAACUGUGAUUUUCCAUUUCUAUCGUGUUACAAAAUUUAAGAUUGCAUUUAUUCUGUUGUUUUAUUUAUAUUAGCUCUCGCAAUUGUUUAAAAUAAUGAUUAUAUUUAUUUUUUACUCUCUUGAAGUAUCAAUUUCUGAAUACAUCAGAAGUUUACAAAAACAUUAACUAAUAAUUAUAAAAAAAAACAUUAUUGACUUCAAUUUAGCUAAUGCAAUUUUGAAUCUCUUUGACUUUCCAGUUUAUAUAAAAAAAAAUAUUUCUUGUUUAUUUUGAAUAAAUAUUGGGAGUUCUAAUUCUUAAAUUUGUAAUAUAUGUAGUAAAUUUGUUCAGUCAGUUUUUUGCAACUGAGUGAUGUUACUCAAAGUAUUAUUUUGGAAUUUACAGGAAAUGAUGUCAAAAGAUAUGGCUAAAAUAAAUCAAGAUAUGCUAAUGCUAAGGGAUGACCAGACUCCUAAAGUUGGAGCUAGCUUGAGCCAAUCUAAACGAAGGAAGAUUUCAAUUGUUGGCAUUAAACCCAACAUACCUGACCUGAAUGUGAAACCUUGUUAUGAUUCCGAUGAGGAAGAAAAAGGAGAAGUUACAAAUAUAUUUCAGAAUCUUGCAGGUUUAAAAUCUCAUGAUGGAUGCUAUGUUCAUCAUAAGCUUUUGUACGAGCUUGAGGUCGAGAUCUUUGCUCGUCUUCCAUGCUUCGAAUACUGGAAACUGCAGUUUCUUAACAAGAAAUUUUUGCAGUUGUUAAAAAGUGGUGAAAUUUUCAGGGUGAGACAAGAAAAGGGACUUGUAAAACCCUACGUGAUUUUGCAUUCAGGGGCUGGAUCAAAUUGGGAAAUGUUUGAUAAGGAUUUUAAAACCUUUCAGAGACUUCCUAAAGUUCCUUCUUCUGACUAUUGCUUUUUCCACAGCGAUAAGGAAACAAUAUGUGUGGGUACUCAACUAAUUGUCAUUGGAAGAGAAAUAGAGGGAAUUGUGGUGUUUCGCUACGAGCUAGAGAAUCAUAAGUGGUUCAAAGGUCCUUCAAUGAUCACACCGAGGGUCAUGUACGGUUCUGCUAGCCAUGGAAAAACCGCAUUCUUUGCAGGAGGCAUUCAAAUGGAUGACAAUGGAAACCCUAUUGUUGUGCGAACUGUGGAAAAGUAUAAUGCUGAUGCAAAAAGUUGGACUAUGAUUAAUGGAAUGCAUAAAGCAAGGAAGUUCAGCUCAGGAUGUUUCUUGCGUGGAAAAUUUUAUGUCCUCGGUGGCAGAGAUGAGAAUGAUAAACACCUCACUUGUGGAGAAAGUUAUGAUGAGACCACAAAUUCUUGGGAGUUGAUACCUGACAUGUUGAAAGACAUGACAUUCAUUACGCCUUCCCAAUCUCCGCCUCUUAUAGCUGUGGUUGAUGACAAUCUAUACAUGUUGGAGACAUCUUUGAACGAGCUUCGCGUAUAUGAUAUAAACACAAAUAUUUGGAAGAAACUUGGUGUUGUCCCUGUGAGCACAAACACUACCUUUGGUUGGGGGACUGCGUUUAAAUCGAUGGGAGAUAGACUUCUGGUUGUUGGCUCUUCUCACUCUUGGCAUAGGAAAGGAAUAGUCUACUCAUGCCGUCCUUCUCCAGACGUGGAAGAGCAGCACUGGGAAGAAUUAAAAUAUUGGUGCAGUGGUGCUAAGCUCCCACAGUUUAUUCAUAACUGCUGUGUGAUGUUUGCUUAAAGUUGUUUCCGAGGCAAACUUGUUUUGUAUUUGUGCUUACAAUAAUUUUGUGGCCAUGACGCCCAAAACAAUUAAAAUUGUGGUUUUAUGUUGUUUUUGUUUUCUGAAUUUUUGUUUUGCAUUUGAGAUACAAAUGUUGUUGUUUUUCGUUUAUCUUAAGUGCUUAUGUUUGUGAAAAAAACAAAGAUUAAUGUUGUUUAUGUAAUGAUUAUUGAAUUUUAUUGUUUUGCUUUUCCCCUCUUUAGACAUUAAUGUCACCUAAUCAUGUUCAUUUAAAAUCUCUAUCAUGUUUCAGUUUGUUUUUUCAAAAAUAUAGGUUUACAAAAUUAUAUACCACACUGAAAUCAUAUCUAAUUUUUACUUGCUUGGUUUGGAUAACUAGAAUUUUCAGGUUAUUUGGUUUUAACCAUAAACAAUGGUUGUAUUUUUUAAAAAUAAAAUUGCCUAUUUCAUUUUACAUGGUUAGAUGAUGGAUUUACUAAAAACAUAGAAUGUACUAAUUUAAUUUUGGUAAGAAAAAUUAUUAUAUUUUAUGUGAACCCAAAUUGUAUUAUUUACACAGAGGAGUUGCAAAUAAUGGAGUUAUAAAUAAUUAAAAAUAAGAAAGCAACAGUUAUGACAAAUGUGCUUGUUUUUCUAUAAAUAAUGAUAAGAAAAAUGUUAUUAUUUUUAUAAUAUUAUUCAUCAGUUUGAUAUUAGUGGCUUGAUCCCCGUCACUAGUUACUAGAUAAUCCCAAUUUGAAAAUCCAUGAUCAACGAUUUGACUUUACUAUAUUUUUUUUCUUUGAAGCCGAUUUAAGGAACAAUUCGAAGCUAUAGGGGCAUCAGAUUUUUCUUCGUAGAAGUGAACAUUGUGAGCUACUUAAAAGGGUAUCAGAGAAGCCGCAAAAUAUCUAUUGCUUUAUAAUAAAAAAUACUUUUUUAUAAUCUAAGAGUAACUAAAUACAGUUUGGUUUGAAUCAGGUUAAUCAUAGGGUGUUAAAUUAAUACUUGACUUUCUAUUUCUAAAGUUUAUGUGUUAUAUAUACAAAUCGACUUUGAUCGAAGAAAAAAUAGACAAAUUGAAUUUCAUUAUAACUGGAACGUAAUCUUUUAAUUUGAAAUGUGACCUUUUUAUUUCACAGGUAUUAAAUUUGUUAUUUAUUAAGUUCUUUAUUAAUGCAUACAUACUUUUUAAAAUUCCAAUGAAUUAAAAUAAGUAAGUUAACUGAAAGCCAAAAAUUAUUCAAAAAACUAUUUCUGUCAAAGUGAUAAAUAUUCUCAAACAAUUAACAAAAAAAUA
This is a messenger RNA of Brassica rapa (field mustard), 4115 nucleotides long. Its product is annotated as F-box/kelch-repeat protein At3g27150-like. Gene Ontology annotation, molecular function: protein binding. The record is from RefSeq and is a predicted model, not a curated record. Gene Ontology annotation, cellular component: cytosol. Lineage: Eukaryota; Viridiplantae; Streptophyta; Magnoliopsida; Brassicales; Brassicaceae.